Messenger RNA from Solanum tuberosum (potato), 773 nucleotides. RefSeq lists its product as uncharacterized. The coding region runs from base 28 to 600 and encodes 190 amino acids. NCBI's taxonomy places the organism in Eukaryota, Viridiplantae, Streptophyta, Magnoliopsida, Solanales, Solanaceae. The record is from RefSeq and is a predicted model, not a curated record. The transcript is spliced from 5 exons.
UCCAUUUUUUUCUUUUCAUUUGAUACAAUGAUGAUAUUCAAGAAAUCAAAAAGAAAUCUUAAUGAAAGAAUCUACUGUCGUACGUGUAGAAAUCCAGUUGCACGCAUCCAAGAUUAUAUUCGGAGGGUUCGUCAAGGAGUGAUCAUAAUUAGAAGAGUGUAUAAUGUUCACGUACCAGACGAUGUGGAACAUGAGUUUGGAUUUACCACAGCUGAUACUUACUGUGGCCAAUGUGGAACGUUGAUCGGGUGGAAAUUUAUUGCAGUCCCACUAGGGUCCGUAGAUGUUAGAGAAGGAAGAUUCAUGUUGAUAUCGAGAGAGGUUACUUUAUGGGAUGGUGUACCAUUGCUUCAUUUAAAUGAAGAACAAGGCUUAGGCGCUAAUGAGCAAAAUGCAAAUCAAGAUUUAGGUGCUAAUGAGGCUAAUGCUGAUGGAGGCGGAAAUGAACAGAAUGAUAAUCAAGAUGGAGGCGGAAAUGAACAAAAUGCUGGUCAAGAUGGAGACGCUAAUGAACAAGAUGUGGGCGCUAAUGCUGCAGUUCAAGAUGGAGGCGGAAAUGAACAGAAUGAUGAUCAAGAUGGCGGGGAUUCAAUGAACUGAAUGAAGAUCGAUGUAAAGCAGCUAAUGAUGAGAAUGCAGACAUUGAUAGCCUACUCAUGCUGACAUACUGCUUACACAAAGUGCUAUAAUUCGUAAUUGUCAUGUGAUAUUCUGUUUCCAUUUCUGUUUUGAGAUUGGGUUGGAUUAAACCAAUUGACACUCAACUUUUUACA